Messenger RNA from Sorex fumeus (smoky shrew), 588 nucleotides. It is a transcript of the gene NDUFB6, whose product is annotated as NADH:ubiquinone oxidoreductase subunit B6. The transcript is spliced from 4 exons. Lineage: Eukaryota; Metazoa; Chordata; Mammalia; Eulipotyphla; Soricidae. The coding region runs from base 96 to 482 and encodes 128 amino acids. The record is from RefSeq and is a predicted model, not a curated record. Gene Ontology annotation, biological process: mitochondrial ATP synthesis coupled electron transport; mitochondrial electron transport, NADH to ubiquinone.
CGGAGUCCUAGCAAGGUCGCUCUGCGAGCGGGAUCGUGCGUCGUCCCCGGAGGUGGGGCGCGCCGUGUCCUUGUUGCUGGGCUGCCCGCGGAGACAUGUCCGGGUAUACGCCCGACGAGAAGCUGCGGCUGCAGCAGCUGCGAGAGCUGCGAAGGCGAUGGCUGAAGGACCAGGAACUGAGCGCGCGGGAGCCGGUGCUACCCCCGCAGAAGGUGGGGCCGGUGGAAUCGUUUUGGAAUAAAUUUUUGCACGACCAGGCCCCCUGGAAGAACGUGAUCUAUAAGACAUACCGACACAGUGUCUUUGCUUUUACUCACGUACUUAUUCCUGCAUGGAUUAUUCACUAUUAUCUGAAAUAUCAUGUCAGGACAAAACCAUAUGCCAUCGUUGAAAGGAAACCCAGAAUAUUCCCAGGUGAUACAAUUUUGGAGACUGGAGAAGUGAUUCCACCAAUGAGAGAAUUUCCUGACCAACAUCACUGAAGAUUUAAGAAUUUCAAAGGCUGUCAGCUCCGGAUUUGUUGCCCCCAUAUCAUCUUUACUAAAUAUAUUUCUUGGAAAAGUAUCUUCAAUAAAGUUAACUCUUAGA